AUGCCUUCCUCAGUCACUUUCUCCGCUUCUACAGCGAACACCAAAUCCGCCAGCCAAUCCAUCUACACCCGGCCUCCUCAGAAGAAGCAGAAGAUGAGCAUCACUCAGACCUACUUCCUCGCCCACAGUGCUCGCGGCAAGCUCUCUCGCGAGGCUGCCCGGCCUGACCACGACCUCCGCCUGUUGGUCGGACACGCCAACAUGCUCGACUCUCUGAUGCUUGAUCUGGCCAACGCCGAGCAGGAGCAGGAGCGGUGGUUCAACAACAUCGUCAACGGAUCUCAACAGGAGGAAGAGGAGGAGAGACAUCGACACGUCGAGACCAUUGUGGAGGAGCCCGAAGCCGACUGGGAACCAGAAGAUGCGGCCUCGUCUGAAGAGGAAUCCGAGGACGAGACCGAGCAGAAGCCAGACACCCAGGUGACCGCCAUCGAGGUCGACUCCGAUAUGGAGGAUGACGACGAUGACAACGAGGACCUGACUCUGGUCCGCACUGCCUCCCGACACUCACCUCCAGAGCUCAGCCUCGACACCGACUCGGACUCGGAAGACGAGCACAUGCCACCCUCACCACCCACCACCACGAUACAAGUCCUGAGCGAGAAGCAAAGACAAGCCAUCGCCACGACUUCAUUCUACGACGCCAAGGACACCGCCUCGUUAUCACCCGAAGAGUCGGAAGCCUUUGAAGAAGAAGGCUUCUACCUCCCUUCAAGACAACAGCCAACCAUAAUCGCUGCCUAUUGA
Molecule: messenger RNA, 747 nt
Organism: Fonsecaea multimorphosa CBS 102226
Lineage: Eukaryota; Fungi; Ascomycota; Eurotiomycetes; Chaetothyriales; Herpotrichiellaceae
Exons: 1
Coding region: 1-747 (248 amino acids)
Source: RefSeq, a predicted model, not a curated record